Molecule: messenger RNA, 1343 nt
Organism: Nicotiana tabacum (common tobacco)
Lineage: Eukaryota; Viridiplantae; Streptophyta; Magnoliopsida; Solanales; Solanaceae
Product: cinnamoyl-CoA reductase 1
Molecular function (GO): oxidoreductase activity, acting on the CH-OH group of donors, NAD or NADP as acceptor
Source: RefSeq, a predicted model, not a curated record
UUCUUCUAACUUAUUGGGUUUAUCAAAAGCUUCAUUCUCAAAUCCCUCUAUCAUAACUAUUCCAACCAUAAACGUAAGCAUUAUGCCAUCAGAAUCCGGCAAAGUUGUUUGUGUUACCGGCGCCGGAGGAUUCAUUGCCUCUUGGCUUGUUAAACUCCUUCUAGAAAAAGGUUACACUGUUAGAGGAACCGUUAGGAACCCUGAUGAUCCCAAGAAUAAUCACUUGAGGGAACUUGAAGGUGCAAAGGAAAGACUGACUCUGUGCAGAGCUGAUCUUUUGGACUACCAGAGUUUAAGAGAAGCAAUAUAUGGGUGUGACGGAGUUUUCCACACUGCCUCACCUGUCACUGAUGAUCCAGAACAAAUGGUGGAGCCAGCAGUAAUUGGGACAAAGAAUGUAGUAACAGCAGCAGCAGAAGCCAAACUGCAAAGGGUAGUGUUUACUUCGUCAAUAGGGACGGUUUACAUGGACCCCAACCGGGCUCCGGAUAAAGUUGUGGACGAAACUUGCUGGAGUGAUCUUGACUUCUGCAAGAAUACUAAGAAUUGGUAUUGCUAUGGGAAGACGAUAGCAGAACAAACAGCGUGGGAAGUGUCUAAGGAAAAAGGAGUGGAUUUAGUGGUGAUCAAUCCAGUGUUGGUGCUUGGACCAUUGCUCCAACCAACAGUGAAUGCGAGUGUUCUUCACAUCCUAAAGUACCUCACUGGCUCUGCUAAAACUUAUGCCAAUUCAAUCCAGGCGUAUGUGCAUGUUAAGGAUGUUGCUCUUGCCCACAUACUUCUCUACGAGACUCCUUCUGCAUCUGGCCGCUAUAUUUGUGCUGAGAGGGUGCUUCAUCGCGGCGAUGUGGUUGAAAUUCUUGCCAAAUUUUUCCCGGAGUAUCCAAUCCCCAGCAAGUGCUCGGAUGAAACGAGGCCAAGGGCAAAACCAUACAAAUUCACGAACCAAAAGCUAAAGGACUUGGGUUUGAAGUUUACACCGGUGAAACAGUGCUUAUAUGAGACGGUGAAGAGCCUGCAGGAGAAAGGUCAUCUUCCAGUUCCUACACAAAACGAUGAAUGUAUUCGAAUUAAGUCUGCUCCUAACAGGUAUUAAGGGGCGGGAAUCAAAAGAAAAAGAUGCCGUUGCUUUGCCUUUUUGUGUACCAAAAGAAAAGAAAAAAAUUACUUGUGUGCUCCGUUUUACUAUAUGACUUUGUGGAAAUGUUCCUACUGUUCCGAUUAUUGUUAGUUUUACUCAGAUAUUGUGGUGCAUAUUAUAAAUAGUUUAAAUGCCACAAGCGACUUGUAACCAGGGAUUAAUGUUUUUACUAUAUGAAGUUACCUUUUGAGUUUAAGCUUUU